GACGUGGGCUCUGGUUCCGGUUGGGCAACUAGGAGCAAAGAGGAGGGGGCGGAGAAGAGGAGGAGGAGAGGAGGAGGAGAGAAAAGUUUGGUUAGGCUUCUUUUUAAAGCGAACUGAACCAAACACAAGCAGUUCCUUAAAAUACAUGACGCUUGCUUCUAAUUUGAGUUAAUUGCGUAGAAGUUUAGUGAUUGUUAAACAUGCCAGGGCGCCAGAGUCUGCUCAAACGUGGCUGCACUUGUUAUUUUUAUCCAUGAUUGCAGAAGUUGUCCAGCGGAGGAAGGAUCAUGGCAAACCACACUGAGGUUUACUUCUCGGAGCAGGUGAUCGUGUUGUCCUCCUGCGCGCUGUCUUUCCUCGGCUCGUCUCUCAUCAUCAUCACUUACAUUAUUUGGUCGGACUUGAGGACAACUCCGAGGAAGCUGCUGGUGUGGCUGUCGGUGUCGGACUGGUUUUCAGCCGUGUCGUACGCGUAUGGAGUGGGUAAAGUUUUCCACACGGACUCGGUGGACUGCGUGGUUCAAGGAGCGAUAUCUACCUUCGCCAACACCAGCUCGUUUUUUUGGACCGUGGCAAUCGCUGUUUACCUUUACGUGUUCAUCGUGAGGUCGAACAAAAGAGGAGCAGACAGUUUGGUGUUGUUUUUUCAUCUUAUUAGUUGGGGUGUUCCUCUGGCCAUCACAGUUGCAGCUUUGUGCCUGAACAAAAUUGGCUAUGACGCGUCUGAGGUGUCCGUGGGCUGGUGCUGGGUCAAGAUCGAGGCUCCAGAUCAUGUUUUGUGGAUGCUUCUGACUGGAAAGAUCUGGGAGUUCUUGGCCUAUGUCACUCUGCCUGUCCUCUACAUACUGAUAAAAAGACAUAUUCACAUAGCGCAUGCAGCCUUGUCUGAGUACCGUCCCAUCUUGGCCAGUAACUCCACAGCUCACUCCUUCUCGUCAAUGGCCGACAUGAAGUUAACUCUGAUUCCUGUCAUAUUUAUCUGCCUCCGCAUUUGGAGCACAGUUCGCUUCAUUCUGCUGCUGGCCGACUCCACUGCCAGACAACACCCAGUGCUGGUCACUUUGCAUGGAAUUGGCAACACAUUUCAGGGAGCGGCCAACUGCAUCAUGUUUGUGUUGUUCACUCGUCCCAUUCGCACACGCCUCUGCAACGCUCUCUGCUGCUGCUACUGCUGCUCCCGCUGUACAUCCAACCAAGGCACUGCCGAGGGGGACGGCACCGGACCGGCCCAGACAGAAAGAUGACACCAAAAAUACAAAUCCAGAGGUUGAACUGUGGUGGAUGGUUUAUAUAGUCACCUCAUUAUGGAAAGUGCCUUGAAUUCUGUUUAUCUAAGUGAAGAAUAAUGUAUAUGUUUUAAAGGUGCACUGUGUAACUUUUAUGGUGGUGGGCUUGUCUCUAUUUAGAUUUCUUUGCAUGAAGUUCACAAACACUUGAGAAUCCAUCUUGAAUAGCGCCGGUUGAAUCGCUUGUAAGUGAUUGGUCCCGCACAAAGCUGACCAAUCACAGGGCAGCACUGUGGUUUGUGCAGAAGCCAGAGCUGAACAAACAAAAACAAACACAGCAACCUCAACAGACAUAGUAUUAUAGUAGAAAUACAGACUAUUUUGUUUCUGAAAAAUGUUCAGAGGGAAUUGCUUUGUGCAUUUGUGGAUGAGUAAGAUGCCUGUGCUUUUCUCAAAUGGAUUUAACUAAAAACUAAAGACUGACUAGACUAAGACUUGAUUUUCCGGCUUGUUCCGCUGUCGUGAUGCUUCAACCAAUCAGCGUUAAGUAUUUGUUUGAACGUGAGAACCAUCCCAGAUUGGUCAGAGGGUACACGUAUCAAUCUGACAAGAGCCCGAUUAAUGUUCCAAAGUAUGCCAUUAAACUUAAACUAGCUUUCAUGUAUUACGUCUGUUUUUAAGCAACAAAAUCUUCACGGAGACAAGUAGGUGUCAAACUCCAAAAGUUACAAAGUGGUGGGUACAGGGAGUAAAGUUACAUGUUAGCACAAUGUCGAUACAUACCUGUUAAAGCACAAGGGAGCAGCUGUGUUUAUUUGUAAUAUUGUGACCUUAAUGUGAACUACUCGUUUUUACACUUUUAGUUCUGGUUUGAAGGAUUUUUGUACUGAAGUUUGUAGGCGGUUAUAUUAAAAUGUGUAUUGAUUAAAAAUAAAAAGUAUAUGUAAUGUUGUAAUG
This is a messenger RNA of Periophthalmus magnuspinnatus, 2183 nucleotides long. RefSeq names its product G protein-coupled receptor 157 (gene gpr157). Lineage: Eukaryota; Metazoa; Chordata; Actinopteri; Gobiiformes; Gobiidae. Gene Ontology annotation, cellular component: plasma membrane. The record is from RefSeq and is a predicted model, not a curated record. Gene Ontology annotation, molecular function: G protein-coupled receptor activity; cAMP binding. Gene Ontology annotation, biological process: cell surface receptor signaling pathway; adenylate cyclase-activating G protein-coupled receptor signaling pathway. Bases 288 to 1244 code for a protein of 318 amino acids. The transcript is spliced from 4 exons.